CUUUUCCACACUUUUAAAAAGUGCAUCUAUGCAACUGUUAAAAACAAGGUAACUUCUUAUUCCAAUAAGGUAAACCAACACAUUUUAAAGUGGUGUUAUGCAUCAUUUUGAAUAAGAGUAUAGAAUGUGCUGAGUAUAUCAGUUUCCCUGCAGAGCCAUGUCUAACCACCCCCACGUAGCAGCUCCUCCUUCACCACUCAGGUACUUCCUCACCUGAAGGUCCAACCUCUCUCAAGUGCACUUCUCUGCCGCUGAGGAUGUCGUUCAUCGUCAAGACCUUCUAUGACCUGAAGGCCACCACGCUGGAGGGCGACCUGGUGGACUUCAACGUGUUCCGAGGGCGGGUGGUGCUGAUAGAGAAUGUGGCCUCGCUCUGAGGCACCACCAGCCAGGACUUCAGCCAGCUCAACCAUCUCCAGAGCAAGUAUCCACAUCGGCUGGUGGUCCUGGCAUUCCCCUGUAACCAGUUUGGAUAUCAGGAGAAUUGUACCAAUGCUGAGAUCCUAAAUUCACUCCAACAUGUACGUCCAGGAGGAGGAUUCCAACCUAACUUCACCGUCUUUGAGAAGUGUGACGUGAACGGAUCAAACACUCAUCCCGUCUUCGCCUAUCUCAAAGACAAACUCCCAUAUCCUGAAGAUGACCCCACAUCUCUCAUGCAGGACCCCAAAUAUUUGGUUUGGAGUCCUGUCAAUAGGACGGACGUGUCCUGGAACUUUGAAAAGUUCCUCAUAGCACCCGAGGGAGAGCCGUUUAAAAGAUACAGCAAAACGUUCCCCACCGUUAACAUAGAGCCUGAUAUUAAGAGAUUAUUAAAACUAACCAAAACUUGAGAAUGAGGACUUUUUAAUCCACAUGUUUGAGUCUUAUUUCAUGAAGGUGAUAUUUUUUAAAAACAAAAGACUUAUCAUCUGAUGCUCCAUAAGUGCUUAAAGGUGGUGGAUGCAUAAAGUCAACCCCUCUGUUCUCAAUUGAGCUAAUAAAGUAAAUGUGUUAUGUGUUUGCCUAGCCAGCAGAUGGGGCUAUACACUUGAUUAAACAGAUACGAUGCUGCAAUGCUUUUAAUCAACAUUCACCUCACACACUUGCAAGAUUAUGGCUUGCAGGAAGAUGUUUC
Entelurus aequoreus (snake pipefish) is the source of this 1117-nucleotide messenger RNA. RefSeq names its product glutathione peroxidase 2 (gene gpx2). NCBI's taxonomy places the organism in Eukaryota, Metazoa, Chordata, Actinopteri, Syngnathiformes, Syngnathidae. Gene Ontology annotation, molecular function: glutathione peroxidase activity. Gene Ontology annotation, biological process: response to oxidative stress. The transcript has 2 exons. The record is from RefSeq and is a predicted model, not a curated record.